This is a messenger RNA of Gekko japonicus, 2576 nucleotides long. RefSeq names its product transmembrane protein 165 (gene TMEM165). Gene Ontology annotation, biological process: manganese ion transmembrane transport; Golgi calcium ion homeostasis; calcium ion transmembrane transport. Gene Ontology annotation, molecular function: manganese ion transmembrane transporter activity; calcium ion transmembrane transporter activity. Gene Ontology annotation, cellular component: Golgi apparatus. Lineage: Eukaryota; Metazoa; Chordata; Lepidosauria; Squamata; Gekkonidae. Bases 93 to 1052 code for a protein of 319 amino acids. The record is from RefSeq and is a predicted model, not a curated record. The transcript is spliced from 6 exons.
AAAGGGGGAGCGCGAGGCGGGGUUUGGCCGAGGCGCCAUGGCCGAGAGCGGCCGCCUCUUGUGGUAGCGACGAGGCCGGCUCGGUGCCGGGAAUGGGGGGCCCAACGCGGCCGCGGCCGCUCCUCUGGCUGCUCCUGGUCCUCGUGGCCGCCGCGCCCUUCGCCUCCCUGGAGCCGGAGACUGGCCAGGAGCGAGAGCCUCCCCCGCCGCCUCAGCAGGACCAGCAGAAGCCGCCGCCUCCGCAGCAGCCGGCCGUUCAGGGGCCGGAGCUCGUCAGGGCCGAGAAAGGACCUACUCAAGUUGCCCCGGACCAUUCUGUCAAUGGAGACUCUCCCGAUAAGACUAACCUGGGAUUUAUCCAUGCAUUUGUGGCUGCCAUAUCGGUCAUCAUUGUCUCUGAACUCGGGGAUAAGACUUUUUUCAUUGCAGCCAUCAUGGCAAUGCGUUACAACCGCUUGACAGUGAUGGCUGGUGCUAUGCUUGCCUUAGGGCUGAUGACAUGUUUAUCAGUUUUAUUUGGCUAUGCUACCACUGUUAUCCCCAGAGUAUACACAUACUAUGUGUCAACUGCGCUCUUUGCAAUUUUUGGCAUCCGAAUGCUUCGGGAAGGCUUAAAGAUGAGCGCAGAUGAAGGUCAGGAAGAACUGGAGGAAGUUCAAGCAGAACUCAAGAAGAAAGAUGAAGAACUCCAGAGAACAAAGUUGUUGAAUGGGCCCAGUGAUGUGGAAACGGGAGCAGGCCCCACCUUGCCUCAGAAGAAAUGGCUGCAUUUUAUUUCUCCAAUUUUUGUGCAAGCUUUCACUUUAACCUUCUUAGCAGAAUGGGGAGACCGCUCUCAACUAACUACAAUAGUUCUGGCAGCAAGAGAGGAUCCCUAUGGUGUGGCAGUUGGUGGGACAUUUGGACAUAGUUUAUGCACUGGUCUAGCAGUGAUUGGAGGAAGAAUGAUAGCACAAAAAAUCUCUGUUCGGACUGUGACAAUCAUAGGAGGAAUUGUUUUCUUAGCAUUUGCAUUCUCUGCACUAUUUAUAAGCCCAGAUGCUGGUUUUUAAAGAGAUGUUUUCCCAUUUCCUUGGAAGAAUGAGGACUAGGAGCAACAAACCUGUCCUUUGUCUUCUGUAUAUAAUGUACAGCUGUAGUGAAAUGAGCACUGAAGAUGAGAUGCUGCAACUCCUAUAGUAACAAUUUGGGACACACUGAAUAUACCGUGAUGGGAAAUCCCCACAUAUCUAUAUAUACUUUUUUUUACACGGGAUGCUCAUACAGUGUGUUCUGCCUCAAGCAAACUGAGGUCCACCUCUUGAAAUACUACUGGGAUUGCUACUCCCAUCUCUUCACCACCACUGAUCGUCAUUCUGGAUGGAUGAAUUGCUGCUGUUGUGUGACUAGCACUUAAUGCCUUACAGACUGUCCAGUGUAAAGUAUUGGAGAGAACUCUUUGCCAAGCACAUGAUUCCACAAUCAAACAUCAGAACUGUGAGCUAGUCAUGUGACUAACAGUCAAGAAUUGGUGGCUUGAAACCGACUUGGGGGUGCUGGGAGAGAAUCAGGAUAUUUUACUAUGGAGUAUACUGAUUUGGAAUAUAAUGCUUUCAACAUGUAGUCCAUCUAGUUGUUUACUCGAUCCAAACCUGUUUUAUAUUAUGAUCCCCCCAAAUGAUCUGCAUUUCAAAAUUAAAGUAUCUCACUAUGUUCCUCAUCUUUUUAGUAACUGAAAAAUGUAACGUGGAAAAAAUAAAUACAUUAGAUGUAACUGACUGAAUUUAGGUAAAAAUAUGAUUAGAAGUAAAUUAUUGCCAUUCAGUUUGUUUUCUUAUCUGUUAAUUCCCAAUGACUUGGGGAAAUAAUAUUUGUGUCUUAAUUAGAUGUAGACUCUCCCUGUAUGUCUUGCUCAGCCAGUGCUAUAAUUGACUUUUGCGUUUGUUGAGUAGUUUGAAUAAUCUGACCUUAUGUUCCUUACUCUUGAUUUCAAACUCGGCUGUUAAGACUUUGCUGCAGUAACUUGGUACUCAACUAGUUUACAGUAUAAGUAUCAGCUAUGGAACUUUAAGGAAUGGAUCGGUGGUUUGAGAUGACAAAUCUUUCCCAAAGCAAUUCAACAGGCUCUUAAAUUUGGUAAUGGUUUAAAGCACACCAUCUUACAACUGCCAAGUAAGAGAUGAAAUUAAGUAGCCAAAGAGCACACAUCAUGUUACUGUAAAUGAUAGUCCAUGAUGGAAAAAGAUUACUUGAAAAAUAAACUCAUUUAUGAUUUGUUUGUUUCCAUAGUGGCUCUUAAAGCAACAGCUACCAUGGGAGUAGCUUCUUUAUUCAAUCACUAUUGUAAGUACCUGACACUAAGCAUGGGGGGGGGGGUACUUAGAGAUGGGUCCUGAGGUGAGAACAUAUUACAUAAUGUCACCUCUCCCUGUCCGGAAGUGUAGUUAACUACUGGAGCAGUUAGGGACUCAUAUGGAGUUCUUUUAUCAUUCUGCUUUGGUUUUCAGCCAUAUCUGCUCCCAUAGCACUUUACCCCUGGAAUAAUGGAAACUGUUAUAAGUAAAAUAAUUGUUGGGCAUCUGAGGGUAUAGUGGUUU